UGUAUGUCUUUUGUGUGACUCUUCAAACUUUACCUGCCAAACUGAAGGAGCAUGCUGGGCUUCAGUGAUGUUGGCCAAUGGAAAAGAACAGGUGAUCAAGUCCUGUGUCUCUCUCCCAGAACUGAAUGCUCAAGUCUUCUGUCAUAGUUCCAACAACGUUACCAAAACGGAAUGCUGCUUCACAGACUUUUGCAACAACAUAACCCUGCACCUUCCAACAGCAUCUCCAAAUGCCCCCAAACUCGGACCCAUGGAGCUGACCGUUGUCAUUACUGUGCCAGUUUGCCUCCUGUCCAUGGCAGCGGUGCUGACAAUCUGGGCAUGCCAAGGUCGACCAUGCACAAACAGGAAGAAAAAGAGACAGAAUGUGGAGGAACCCCUCUCUGAGUGCAAUCUGGUAAAUGCUGGAAAAACUCUAAAAGAUCUGAUUUACGAUGUGACUGCCUCUGGAUCUGGCUCUGGUCUACCUCUGUUGGUUCAAAGAACAAUUGCAAGGACGAUCGUACUUCAGGAGAUAGUGGGAAAAGGUAGAUUUGGUGAGGUCUGGCAUGGAAGAUGGUGUGGGGAAGAUGUGGCUGUAAAAAUCUUCUCCUCCAGAGAUGAAAGAUCUUGGUUUCGGGAGGCAGAAAUUUAUCAGACGGUCAUGCUGAGACAUGAAAACAUACUUGGUUUCAUUGCUGCUGACAACAAAGAUAAUGGAACUUGGACUCAACUUUGGCUUGUCUCUGAAUAUCAUGAACUGGGUUCCUUAUAUGACUAUUUGAAUAGAAAUAUAGUGACCGUGGCUGGCAUGAUCAAAUUGGCCCUUUCGAUAGCUAGUGGUCUGGCCCACCUACAUAUGGAGAUUGUUGGUACACAAGGUAAACCUGCUAUUGCUCAUCGAGAUAUAAAAUCAAAGAAUAUCUUAGUGAAAAAAUGUGAAACUUGUGCCAUAGCAGAUUUGGGGCUGGCUGUGAAGCAUGAUUCAGUACUGAACACGAUUGACAUACCUCAGAAUCCUAAAGUGGGAACCAAAAGGUAUAUGGCUCCUGAAAUGCUUGAUGAUACAAUGAAUGUGAAUAUCUUUGAGUCCUUCAAACGAGCUGACAUCUAUUCUGUUGGUCUGGUUUAUUGGGAAAUAGCCCGAAGGUGUUCAGUUGGAGGAAUUGUUGAGGAGUACCAGUUGCCUUAUUAUGACAUGGUGCCUUCAGAUCCCUCAAUAGAGGAAAUGAGGAAGGUUGUUUGUGACCAGAAGUUUCGACCAAGUAUCCCAAACCAGUGGCAGAGCUGUGAAGCACUCCGAGUCAUGGGGAGAAUAAUGCGGGAGUGUUGGUAUGCCAAUGGGGCAGCCCGCUUAACGGCCCUUCGUAUUAAGAAGACUAUCUCUCAACUUUGUGUCAAAGAAGACUGCAAAGCCUAAUGAUGAUAAUUGUGUUAAAAAGAAA
Callorhinus ursinus (northern fur seal) is the source of this 1424-nucleotide messenger RNA. It is a transcript of the gene ACVR1C, whose product is annotated as activin A receptor type 1C. The record is from RefSeq and is a predicted model, not a curated record. Gene Ontology annotation, biological process: protein phosphorylation; cellular response to growth factor stimulus; cell surface receptor protein serine/threonine kinase signaling pathway. Lineage: Eukaryota; Metazoa; Chordata; Mammalia; Carnivora; Otariidae. Gene Ontology annotation, cellular component: plasma membrane; signaling receptor complex. Gene Ontology annotation, molecular function: transmembrane receptor protein serine/threonine kinase activity; ATP binding.